AUGGUCAAGCGGAUCCUCCGCUACAUUCGUGGCACCAUGGACUUCAGCCUCUCCCUCCACGCCUCCACCGCCACGGACAUCGUCGCCUACUCGGAUGUCGAUUGGGCAGGCUGCCCCGACAGGCGUCGCUCCAUGUCUGGCUACUGCGUCUACUUCGGACCUUCGCUCAUCUCCUGGUCGUCUAAGCGACAACCCACGGUCUCUCGCUCCAGCGCCGAAGCGGAGUACCGGGUUGUUGCUAACGCGGUUGCUGAGGUCUCCUGGCUGUGGCAACUCCUCGUUGAGCUCUCAUGUCCUGUCGCCAAAGCCACCGUGGUCUACUGCGACAACGUCUCCGCCGUCUACCUCUCCGCCAACCCGGUGGCCCUUGGACACAUUCGAGUACUUCAUGUGCCCACCUCCCAACAAUUUGCGGAUAUCAUGACCAGGGCCUCCCUACGACAUCAUUUGAGGAGUUCCGGUCCAGUCUAUGCGUUCGACCAGGCGAUGCUUCGACAGCGGGAUUGUUGA
Messenger RNA from Lolium perenne, 510 nucleotides. The record is from RefSeq and is a predicted model, not a curated record. Lineage: Eukaryota; Viridiplantae; Streptophyta; Magnoliopsida; Poales; Poaceae.